This is a messenger RNA of Anguilla anguilla (European eel), 2067 nucleotides long. RefSeq names its product secreted frizzled-related protein 2-like. The transcript has 3 exons. Gene Ontology annotation, molecular function: Wnt-protein binding. Gene Ontology annotation, biological process: negative regulation of canonical Wnt signaling pathway; non-canonical Wnt signaling pathway; canonical Wnt signaling pathway. The record is from RefSeq and is a predicted model, not a curated record. The coding region runs from base 119 to 1003 and encodes 294 amino acids. NCBI's taxonomy places the organism in Eukaryota, Metazoa, Chordata, Actinopteri, Anguilliformes, Anguillidae.
UCAGCAGCGCCUUGGAAAGAAAAACGAGACACAAAAUCUAGAUGUAGCUGCAGAACGUAGGUAGCUACAAUUAUUAAAUAACUUUUAAAAAAUAUUUUUAAUCCACUGGCUUCUCGCAAUGAACCACUUCAGAUGCGUGGUGAUAUGGGCGGUUGCAUUACCUGUUUGCAUGGCAUCGAUUCAUGGAAUAUACAAUUUCGGCCAGUCAGAAACAUUUUACAAGAAGAGAAACUGCAAACCCAUUCCUGAGACCCUUCUACUAUGUCACGAUAUAGAAUAUACGGAGAUGAGACUUCCAAACCUUCUUGGGCACGAGACGAUGAAUGAGGUUCUACAGCAAGCAUCAUCGUGGAUUCCUCUGGUCCAGAAACAGUGUCAUCCGGACACGAGGAAGUUCUUAUGCUCACUCUUUGCUCCGGUGUGUUUGGACGAUUUGGACGAACCUAUUCAGCCGUGCCGGUCCCUCUGCGAGAGCGUGAAAGAAGGCUGCGCUCCCGUGAUGUCCGCUUUUGGCUUCCCAUGGCCGGAUAUGUUGCAAUGUGACCGCUUUCCACCAGAUAAUGAUCUGUGUAUACCUCCCGUCGGCAUUGAUAAUUUGGUGCCCGCCACCAAGGAAGUUCCAAAGGUGUGUGAUCCUUGCAAAGAAAAGGAAGAAAACGAGAACGAAAUUGUUGACAGCCUUUGUAAGAAUGAUUUUGCACUCAAGAUCAAAGUGAAGGAAAUCGCGUACAUGAAUGGAGACACCAAAAUCGUACCUGAAACAAAAAGCAAGACCAUCUACAAACUGAACGGGGUAACUGAGCGGGAUCUUAGAAAGACUGUUCUGUGGCUGAAAAAUGGCCUGCAGUGCACAUGCGACGAGAUCAAUGACAUUAACGCCGCCUAUCUAGUGAUGGGACAGAAGGUAGACGGGAACCUGGUCAUCACCUCCCUAAAGCGGUGGCAGCGCGGCCAGCGCGAGUUCAAGAGAAUCUCCCGCAGCAUCCGAAAACUUCAGUGCUGAUCAUGCCCCGUUCACACUGCACUGUCAAGGGCGUUCAGCACCUUUAGAGCUGUCGGUGGGUUUCGCGACACAGUUUCGCCACGGACCACUAACCGUUUACGCGUAAAUAAUGCAUACUGACAAUGAACUCCGCAUUUAACAACCUAUAAGACUUACCUUUGCCGAUGGAGUGGCAUGCUAUUUUCAAUAAUAGAGCAUUAUUUUGAGCUAAAAAAUCUGAAUAAAAAACGUGAGAAUUAGCUGGCUAUAUUCUCAACAUAUGCAUCUUUUAAUUUAGCUUUCGUAUGCUUGGGAAUCUGUUCAAAGCAUGUUUUUAAUAAUACCUAAAAUGUUUUUAAAUCCUGGCCUACAUUGACUGAAUCUAGCUAUUAUGUAACACGGAUGUGAAUGCAUGUGCUUUUUACAUCGACAUUUCUGUGUUGAUAAUAUUUUGCGCUUCUUUUUGUUUUUCAGCACAUGUACUGCACUGUUUUUUAAAAUCUUAUUUUACUUUUAUUCUGUUUUUAAAAACGCGUUUUUUAUAACAUAGGGCUUCAAGUUAGUUUGAAUAGCACUGGUGUAUUCCGGUGAUGAAAAUGUGUUUGGAGUCGUAGUCGUUAAAUAGCCUACUUGUGCAUUGUCCUUAUAAAUGAGAAACAUUCAUAGACAAUACACUAGGUACAUGUAGAUUUAACCACUGAGUGCCGCUAUGUUUUCUUCCCGGCUGAUUGUGCAUUUUAAAAAUGGCUCUUUACCAAAAAUUUUAUCUUGAAUGUUGUAAAAUACCACUUAAGAGUUAAGUAGCAUUUGCAUAUAUAAACAUUGUAUAAAGAUGUAUGUACAUAGAGGGAUACUGAUUAUUGUAACGCAUUAAAGUGUAAAAAGUUCAGUUUAUUUUUGAAUGAACAACCUGUUUGGUUCCUAUGUUUCUUACACACGCUUUUCCAUCCUGCACUCAAACAGUGUUGUAACUGUUAUUUCUAUGUGCAAUUAGCCUGACGUGGCCUUCUGCGAUACUAACCAAGAGAUUUCGACUUAUUACGCAUAUAUGUAAUUUGCUUAAACAUUAAACUACACAAAAUAGA